ACAGUAGUUAAACUGGAGAACUAUGUGGAACUGAGUAAGCGGCUUUCGUGGCUGCUACGCCAUGGGGCUGUUAGAGAAGGUUUGCCUAUUGAUCCAGGCGGAUUUGUGGCUGUAGACGCAAUACUUAAACAUCCGAAAUACUCCCACGAUUUCAGUUUAGAGCGAUUAAAAAUUAUUGUCGCCAAGGAUAGAAAGCAACGCUACACACUGAACCAAAGCGGUAGUGGAAUAUAUAAAAUACGGGCUAAUCAGGGGCAUUCAAUGGUUGAAGUGCAAGACUCUCAAUGUUUGCAGCGCAUUCAGAAUACUGAUGAAGUGAAUAUAGCUGCACAUGGAACGUACUAUCGGCAUUGGCCGCAAAUAUUGGAAGAAGGACUUCGACCAAUGGGUCGCCUACAUGUUCACUUUGCCAUGUUCGAUGACAUCAGCAAGUCGGAGCGUUUGAAUAGUCCAAAAAGUGGCUUUCGCAGGGAUUGCGAGUUAUUGAUCUACUUAGAUGUUCGCAAAAUUAUGGAUAAUGGUGGAAUGGAGUUAUAUCGUUCAUCAAACAAUGUCAUACUAUGUGCGGGUAGCAAUGGUUGCAUACCAAAAGAAUAUUUCCUCAAAGUUGUGGACCGUCGUACUGGAAAAAUGUUGACAUUUUAGUUGCUAAAUUAAAUUUAUUUUGUUGUUCAGCUGCAGAAUACAUGAAUCAUGGUUGACCUGUAACUCAUUAUAUAUUAUAUUGUUAUAUAAUAUUUU
Molecule: messenger RNA, 741 nt
Organism: Anastrepha obliqua
Lineage: Eukaryota; Metazoa; Arthropoda; Insecta; Diptera; Tephritidae
Exons: 1
Biological process (GO): tRNA splicing, via endonucleolytic cleavage and ligation
Molecular function (GO): tRNA 2'-phosphotransferase activity
Source: RefSeq, a predicted model, not a curated record